This is a messenger RNA of Hemiscyllium ocellatum (epaulette shark), 1251 nucleotides long. RefSeq names its product AU RNA binding protein/enoyl-CoA hydratase (gene auh). Gene Ontology annotation, molecular function: enoyl-CoA hydratase activity. Gene Ontology annotation, biological process: fatty acid beta-oxidation. The record is from RefSeq and is a predicted model, not a curated record. The coding region runs from base 24 to 1025 and encodes 333 amino acids. The transcript is spliced from 10 exons. Lineage: Eukaryota; Metazoa; Chordata; Chondrichthyes; Orectolobiformes; Hemiscylliidae. Gene Ontology annotation, cellular component: mitochondrion.
GUCAGAGUUGACGGCUGGUUACUAUGGCGGCGUUAACCAUUUUCAGUAGGUCAUAUCUCUCGAGCCAGGGACUUGGAGUUUGGCUUAUUCCCUGCUCGGUGGUUCGGUGCUUUGGAGCCGGGGUACGGUCUGCUGUAGAAAGCAGAUAUGCUGUGAAGGCUGGAGUGCCGUUCCCCGGAGCGAAAAGCUUUAGUCAGAGCGCCUCAGGGUCGGCGGCUGGGCCCGGGGCGGAGCUGCGGGUAUAUCACCUGGAGGCGGAGUUGGCAGGAAUUGUUGUAUUUGGAAUAAACAGACCACAGUCCAAAAAUGCAAUCAGCAAAAAUCUUGUGGAAAUGAUGUCGAAAGCUAUAAAGGAAAUUAAAUGUGAUAAAAAUGUUCGAACAGUUGUACUGCGCAGUGAGGUACCAGGAAUAUUUUGUGCAGGUGCUGAUUUGAAAGAGCGAGCAAAAAUGCAUCCAAGUGAAGUUGGUCCAUUUGUUUCCAAAGGAAGAAAUUUAAUUAAUGAGUUAGGUAACCUCCCAAUGCCCACAAUUGCUGUUCUUGAUGGAGCUGCCUUAGGAGGGGGCCUAGAAAUGGCUCUGGCUUGUGACAUUCGUGUGGCUGCUACCUCUGCAAAAAUGGGACUUGUUGAAACAAAAUUGGCAAUCAUUCCAGGUGCAGGUGGGACACAGCGUCUUCCUCGUAUUGUAGGAGUAUCCUUGGCAAAGGAACUUAUCUUUUCUGGACGAGUGCUUGAUGGUACUGAAGCCAAAGCAAUUGGUCUUGUUAGCCAUGUUGUGGAACAGAAUGAAUCAGGAGAUGCAGCCUAUCACAGGGCAUUAUCUCUCGCAAGAGAAUUCCUACCUCAGGGUCCUAUUGCAGUGAGAUUAGCAAAACUAGCCAUCAACCGAGGGAUAGAGGUUGAUUUGAAAACUGGUUUAGCAAUAGAAGAGGCCUGUUAUGCUCAGGUCAUUCCAACAAAAGACAGGAUUGAAGGACUUAAUGCUUUCAGAGAAAAGCGACUGCCCCGAUACACGGGAGAGUGAUAAUAAGACAUUGAAAGAAGGCUUCAAUUGAAUGGAACACAAAAUAUAAAAGCUGAUUUAAGCUAUUUCUAUCUGUUGAGAAAUGACUUCAAGAUAUACCGAUAAGAGCCAUAAUAUGUACGAUUUUGAGCAUCAUGCUUUUAAGAAAAAUACAUAACAUUGUUCUGUUUUUCUACCUUGAACAUUUACUAUGUGAUUCUUUUACAUUAAAAUCUUUUAAUUUAAA